Messenger RNA from Aspergillus heteromorphus CBS 117.55, 1596 nucleotides. Its product is annotated as putative sterol o-acyltransferase (APE2). The transcript is spliced from 6 exons. Bases 1 to 1596 code for a protein of 531 amino acids. Gene Ontology annotation, biological process: ergosterol metabolic process. Gene Ontology annotation, cellular component: endoplasmic reticulum membrane. Lineage: Eukaryota; Fungi; Ascomycota; Eurotiomycetes; Eurotiales; Aspergillaceae. Gene Ontology annotation, molecular function: ergosterol O-acyltransferase activity. The record is from RefSeq and is a predicted model, not a curated record.
AUGUCUUCCGCCGUCCAGCAAGCCAAUGGCUCCCCUUUACUACGGCCCCGGGCCGUCCCAGGGGCAAAGAAGAUCGAUGAUCCGACUUUGACUCCUCCCCUGGAUAAACUCGACUCGAGUGGCCGCUCAACCCCCGUCCCCGAAGAUGCUCCUCCCUCCGUCCAUUCGAUUUCCACCGCCAGGAAACAGGCUCGCGCACGGUCUCGAAUCUUCUAUACUAUCGAUUAUGUGCCCCGUGUAUCCCACUUCGAUCCGCGGAGCGAGUACCGCAACUUCCGUGGCUUCUAUACCUUGUUUUGGAUCGCAUUGUUCAUAAUGGUCGUGACGACGAUGUUGCGGAAUAUAAAGGACACGGGUUAUCCCCUGAGGAUCAGAGUGUGGAGUCUUCUGUCAGCGAAUGUUUGGUCACUCGGCUUUAGCGACGUCGCGAUGGUCAUCACGAGCGCGGUGGUCCUGCCGCUCCACCGCCUAAUACGGAAAUGCGGUGGCUUUAUGCGCUGGGAAAGAGGCGGCAUGGUUCUGCUGAGUAUCCUUGAAGCUGCAUGGGCUGUGUUGUGGAUCAACUGGCCCUUCAAACUUCAAUGGACCUGGACCGCUCAGGUGUUCUUCACUCUCCACACGCUGACCAUCCUGAUGAAAGUCCACUCCUAUGCCUUCUACAAUGGGCAUCUGAGCGAAACAGAGCGCCGUCUUUCCUCGCUCGACAAGCCGGGAAAAGUGUCACUGGAAGCUCCAGUUCCCUACCCAGACGCGUCUCCGCGCCGACACUCAACAACAAGCCGACGCCAAAGCCACCAUGCGCGCACCGAGUCAAUCGCAGAACUACGCGAAGACCUGGCCACAGAGCUCACCUCUCCAAUGGGCAACGUCACGUACCCGCAGAACCUCACCGUAGUCAAUUACGUCGACUUCAUAUUCUGCCCCACCCUUUGCUAUGAGCUGGAAUACCCUCGAAGCAAGGAAAGGCAAUGGAUCGAAAUCGGCCUGAAGACGCUGGCCGUCUUUGGAUGCAUCUUCCUCUUGACCCUGACGAGCGAGGAGUUCAUCCUCCCCGUCUUAACUGAAGCCAACAUCCAACUACACAGGGUGACCAGCGUAACCGACAAGGCCCUGAUCCUCGCUGAAACAAUCAGCAUGCUCCUGUUCCCCUUCAUGAUCACAUUCCUGCUUGUCUUCCUCGUCAUCUUCGAGUACGUUCUGGGCGCAUUCGCCGAGCUAACCUGCUUCGCUGAUCGACACUUCUACUCCGACUGGUGGAAUUCGUGCGAUUGGCUCGAAUUCUCCCGUGAAUGGAACAUCCCCGUCCACCACUUCCUCCGCCGCCACGUCUAUUUCCCCUCCUUAUCGAACUUCUCCAAGCCCGUCGCCAUGUUCAUCACCUUCCUCGUCAGCGCCAUCGCCCACGAACUCGUAAUGAGCUGCAUCACCAAGAAGCUGCGCGGCUACGGCUUCCUCGCCAUGAUGCUCCAGCUGCCUAUCGUCGCAGUCCAGAAAUCGAAGUACUUCCGUGGAAAGACCACUCUGAAUAACUCCUUCUUCUGGUUAUCUAUGAUUUUCGGUCUAUCGUUGAUGUGUGCGCUUUACGUCCUCGUCUAA